Mangifera indica (mango) is the source of this 6685-nucleotide messenger RNA. Its product is annotated as putative disease resistance protein At3g14460. The transcript has 11 exons. Gene Ontology annotation, biological process: defense response to other organism. The coding region runs from base 144 to 4541 and encodes 1465 amino acids. The record is from RefSeq and is a predicted model, not a curated record. Gene Ontology annotation, molecular function: protein binding; ADP binding. Lineage: Eukaryota; Viridiplantae; Streptophyta; Magnoliopsida; Sapindales; Anacardiaceae.
UUGAUUUUUAUCACUUUGACGAAAAUAUCCUCUUGUUUUGAGCACUCUUCUUAUAAACAAAAUUAACAACUCUCUCUUUCUUUCUCACAUUCUUCCCUUCUUCUUACAAUCUUGUAUCUUUCCUUAUUUCCAACUAUCGAACCAUGGAAGUCGUUCUUCAGCCUGUCGUCUCCGAACUCGUUAACAGGUUGUUUAAGAUAUUGGGGUCCAAUGAAGUGCAGGACUUUGCCCGGCAACUUGUUGGAGGGGUAGAUUCAGAGAUCAAAGAUCUGAAGGACAAGUUAAGACUCAUUGGAAAUCUUCUUGGCAAAAUGGAAGACAUGCAACUGUCAGAUGAUAGCGUAAAGAUCUGGUUUGACAAUCUUCAACAUUGGGCUUAUGAUGCGGAGGACUUACUGGAUGAGUUUGCCUACGAAGCUUUGCGACGCAAAUGCAAAGCAGAACACCAGGCUAGCUCCAGCGGAAGAUUUAGCUUUCUCCCUGCUUCUUUACCUAGUCCUUUGUUCGCUGUCCAGAUGCGGACCAAGAUCAAAAAAAUCAAUAGCCGGUUCGAACAACACUACCAGCAAAUAUUAAAAGAACGUCAGUUGCUGGAGCUUCCUGGACUGCCAUCAAAUAACGUCGCUGCACUGCAAAAACCAGGGGAAACUUCAUGCGUCCCGCCUCAGCAAAAGGUUUAUGGCAGAAAUGAAGAUGAAGCCGAACUAUUGAAAAUGGUGAAAAGCGGUGCCAACUUUCAAGUAAUAGCAGUUGUCGGCAUGGCAGGGAUCGGCAAAACAACAAUUGCUCGAGAAGUGUACAAUCACAAGGAGUUGGAAGAUUUCAAGUUUGAGAAAAAAGCGUGGGUGUGUGUUUCAACCACAACCACCUUUGACGUUCUCGAAAUCUCAAAGGCACUUCUUGUUGAAUUCAAGUCCUCCGUUCCAAAUAAUUUAAAUGCAGUGCAAGUUAGGCUAAAAGAAAAAGUAAGUGGAAAAAAAUUCUUGAUAGUAUUAGACGAUAUUUGGAAGGUGAGGGACAUCGAAUGGGAAACGCUUACGUCUCCUUUCGAAGCUGGUGCACCUGGAAGCACAAUGAUCGUGACAACACGCGAUACAGGUGUUCCACAAACAAUAAGAUGCCCUCAUACUUAUCCAUUAAAGUUUUUAUCCAACGAAGCUUGUGAGUCCUUGUUUAAGGAGCAUGCAUUUGGGACUGGUGCAGCUGCUGUUCCUAAUCAAAUUUCGGAUUCAAUUUACAAGAAAGUUGUUGAAAGGUGCGAAGGCCUACCACUGGCAGCAAAGACCCUCGGUGGUCUUCUACGCUUUGAGCAGAGCGGCACAUGGGAAAAUAUAUUGGAAAGCAAUAUAUGGAGUACAUUUGAUGAAAGGAAUCACAUUCUCCCAUCAUUAAAGCUAAGCUAUCAUUAUCUUCCUCCGAAUCUAAAAAGAUGUUUUGGCUAUUGCGCAAUUUUUCCUCAGGAUUACAAAUUUGAGGAGAAGGAACUUGCACUUUUAUGGAUUGCAGAAGGUAUUGUUCAACCAUCAAAUAAGCAACUGGAUGAGGCAAGUGAGUGUUUUCACAAAUUAUGUUCAAGGUCGCUUUUCCAACAAUUCAGUAGUGAUAGUUCUAAAUAUGUUAUGCAUGAUUGUGUUCAUGAACUUGCUCAAUUGGUUUUUAAAAGAAUCAGUUUUAGAUCUAAGCAAAAUAUUAUUGAGUUGCCGGAGAAGGUUCGUUAUUUUACUUAUGAACCUGGUUAUUAUAAUGGAAAAAAUAAAUUUGAAGCCUUGGAAAAAGCAAAAAGUCUAAGAACAUUUUUAUCUGUGAGGCCUUUGUCAAAGUGUUAUAUAAGUGCUACUGUUAUUUUUGAUUUAUUGCCAAAGUUUGAAAUGUUGAGAACACUAUCUUUUGAAGGAUAUCAAAUCAUUUAUUUACCUGAUUCAAUUGGAGAUAUGAUACAUCUAAGGUAUCUCAACUUCUCCCAUACUAAGAUAAGAAGUUUGCCUGAGUCAAUAUGUCAGUUAUUUAACUUGCAAACUUUGCUAUUGAAAGAUUGUUUUGAUCUUAUGGAGUUACCUUCCAACAUGAGAUAUUUGACCAAUCUAUGUCAUCUUGAUAUAAGUGGUCAAAAUUCAUUGAGAGAGAUGCCAUAUGGAAUGAAAGAGUUGAAAAAUCUUCAAGUGUUGUCUAAUUUUAUUGUGGGAGAGGAUAAACGUUCUUAUUUGGAAGAUUUGAGGAGCUUAAGUUUUCUUCAAGGAGAGCUUCACAUUUCAGGAUUACAGAAUGUGACAGGUUCAAAUCAAAUACCAGGGCAAAUGUUAAGCAAUAUGAGCAAACUGAAAGUGUUGUUACUAGAAUGGGGGCAUCAAGUAAACUCACAGGCAACAAAUGUAGAAAUGAAUCUACUUGACAAGCUAAAACCUCCUAUCAAUUUAAGAGAACUCACAAUCAGAGGCUAUGGUGGUAAAAGUUUUCCAUCUUGGUUAGGAGACUGGUCAUGGCUCUCUAAUUUGGUGGCCCUUAAAUUAGAAGAAUGUAAGAGUUGCACGUCUUUGCCUUCACUUGAAAUGUUGAGCUCACUUGAAGACUUAACCAUUAAAAAGAUGGCAAGUCUAAAAAGAAUAGAUUUUCGAACACCUUUCAAGUCAUUAAAAUUUCUUCAUUUUAAGGAUUUGGAAGAAUGGGAGCAUUGGGACGACUGGAGAGGAAAUGAAGAUACUGAAAUUUAUCCUAAGCUGCGUGUGCUUUCUAUUGUAAGAUGUCCCCAACUUAUUGGAAAAGUAUCUAAUCGUCUUUCUUCAUUAGAAAGAUUUGUUAUUAAGGAUUGUCCAAAGUUGGUGGUCUCAUUCUCAAAUUAUCCCAUUCAUUGCAAAUUAGAAAUUGAUGGUUGUGAAGGAACGGUGUGUAAUGAUGGUUCAAUUGAUUUUGAGAAUUUGUAUUCUGAAUAUUUUGCAAAUAUUUUGACAGUUGAAGAUAAAUUAAAGGAAGGUUCUCAAAGAGUAUAUCGUUUGAGGAUUUCUCGCAAUGAAGAAAUUAUGAAAUCAUGGCAAAGUUUGGGAAACACCAAUUUUCUUUCCAAUAUAAAUUCUCUUGAGAUUUGUGCCUGUCAUAAUCUAAGAUCUAUUGAAAGGGGCAUGCUACCAUCAUCUCUGAAAGAAUUUCAUAUUAAUUUCUGGCAGCGUCUAACAUUCAUUGAUAGCGAUGCCUUACCUUUAUCUCUAAAAAGGCUUAGGAUUGACAUAUGUGAAGAAUUGAAAUUUUUGAAGAAUUUAAGUGUUUGUUCUCUUAUUGAGUCCAUAGAUGUUUCUUGGUGUAAAUCUCUCAAGUGGAUAUCAUUAGAUGGUCCGUUGCCUGAGACACUCAACCAGCUAUAUGUUAGAGAUUGCAAAGCACUGGAAACAUUAUCAUCUCGUAGAAAUGAGUACCUCCCUAAGGCACUUACAUCUAUCGACAUCAGGGAUUGUAAAGAGCUAAAGUCAAUUGGUGAGUCCUUUGAUAAUAGCACGUGUCUUAACAAUAUUACUUUAUGGGGUUGUGAAAAUCUUGAAUCCUUACCUUCAGGUCUACACCAUCUUCCUUGCCUCGAGUCUAUUGUAAUAUGGGAGUGUCCAAAAUUGUCGGCGAGAGAAGGUGUUCCCACCAGCCUUAGACAACUCUUAAUUAAUGAAUGUGAAGAUGGCAAGGGAAUGGGAAUGCUCGCCUCUCUAAAAGAGUUGAGCAUCUGGGACCUCCCACAACUUAAAUCUAUCUCAGACCUCACCAAUCUCACCUCUCUAAAACACUUGAAUAUCUGGGAACUCCCUCAGCUUGAACUAAUUCCAAAUCUCAGCGGCCUCACCUCUCUUCAAAAGUUGAAGAUCGAUGGUCUCCCACAGCUUGAAUCAAUCCAAGAUCUGAGCAACCUCACCUCUCUUGAAGAUUUAGAAAUUUCCGAAUGCCCAAGGAUCAAAUCAAUUCCAAGUCUCAGCGGCCUCACCUCUCUUCCAAAGUUGAAGAUCGCUGAUCUGCCACAGCUUGAAUCAAUCCAAGAUCUGAGCAACCUCACCUCUCUUACAGAUUUCAGAAUUUCUGAAUGCCCAAGGAUCAAAUCAAUUCCAAAUCUCAGCGGCCUCACCUGUCUUCAAAACUUGGAGAUCGCUGAUCUGCCACAGCUUGAAUCAAUCCAAGAUCUGAGCAACCUCACCUCUCUUGAAGAUUUACAAAUUUCCAAAUGCCCAAGGAUCAAAUCAAUUCCAAGUCUCAGCUGCCUCACCUCUCUUCAAAAGUUGACGAUCUUUGAUCUGCCACAGCUUGAAUCAAUCCAAGAUCUGAGCAACCUCACCUCUCUUGAACAUUUACAAAUUUCCAAAUGCCCAAGUCUUAUAUCAAUUCCACAUCUCAGCAGCCUCACCUCACUUCAGUCUUUACAUGUUACAGAUUGUCCACUGCUUAUAAAACGAUGGAAAAGUGUUGCAGGAAAAUAUUCCUCAAAGAUUGCUCAAAUUCCUGAAGUUGUAAUAGAUGGCAAAUUCAUCUACAAUUCAAAGGAGUACGAAGUUGAUCGUUGGAGCGGAUUUUUCUAAUUUUCCCGAUAGCACAGAUACGCCUAAUUCCAUCAAAGCUGAUGAUCAACAAGAAUCUCUCAAUGGUGGUUUGUCCAGGACUGCUAUGCUUAGAUUCAAUGUUACAGAAAUCACUGGAAAGGCGUAAAAUGAUCCCAAAUCAUUUCUGUUCCGCACAUCUAAUUACACAUUUUCUACCUUACUAUUGGGUUUAUAUAUGGAGUCUACCAAUUGAUGAGAGCAAAACCAAGUAAUGGAUUUCUAUAUAUCUUGCUGAAGCAGAGCAACUGGGCAGGAACGUGUGGAGGCAAGUGUUGAGCUAUCUUCAUUCUCAAAUUGAACAAUUGAUUUAAAAUUUGAUCUCCUUCCGUUUUAGAUUGAUUAAUUAGAACAAAAUUUUGAGUUGCCAACAAGAUUCUUGGAUUGGAGUUUUAUAAGCAAGAAGCAAGUAAAUAAUUGAAAGUGGUUCCUCUGUUCCAAAACUUCUCUACUUUGUCAUCUCAUGGAUUGUCUCAACUCUUGUGGUUCCAAGGUAAUCAAAAGUGCCACUGUCUCCAACUUAGACAAGCAACUGUUAGAACCUAAUCCUGGCAUGUCUAAAUUUUCCGGAUCUAAACUUACUGCGUGUCUGCUUGCUGAAAUUCCAAUACUGAGAUUGUAUCUUCUAGCUGUUGCAACGAUUAAUCAAGCAGCAUUUUUCCUGCUUGUGUGUAUGGUAUUUUUAUUGUUAUCUCAUUGUUUUUGUUUAUGCAAAGACAUAUUGUGAAAUGCAUCAUUAUUAAUCUAUGGUUUACACUUUAUAGCUUAUUUAAGGAAUCAUUAUUUACUUUCUCUUUGCAAACAACACUAUGCAGGAUCCAACUUUGAUAACAAAUUCUUGUACAUUUUUAGAUCUUUGAAAUGAUGACAAGUUUAUGUCUUUUCUGCAGAAACUGCAAGAGUAAAAAUCUCUAGAAUCACAUCUCAUAUACUUUGGAGAUCAAGAGGUGUUAUGCUUAUAUAACUUACAAGAUUUGAUACGUUCUAGUCCUCACUAAAUUAACUAAACAGUUUCAUAUUCUUUAAGUAAGUUAUUAAAAGGAUUGCUCUCAAAGUCACGCUAUUUUCUGUCGGUUAGCCUGUUUGCAACACAAAUAUUGAUAUUUGUCUCUUGUUACUUGACAACUUGUUGAAAUAAAGAAAAGGCAAGGCAAGGCAAGGUAAGGCAAGAAAUCUCCUAAAGCAAAUUGAUGAGAUUAAAACAUAUUACAUCGCUUCAAAUAUUUGUGAUAUGGUUACAGGGUUUGAAAGUUAAGCACACAAACAACAAUACGGCUGCAAAAAAGGGAGAAAAUAUGAAGAGUUUUGAAGAAUAAACCAUUAGAUCAUUGCUUCACAAUCUUGGGCCUUAUCGUGUUCCUAUAACAUUGUAAACUUAAUGUGAUGAUAAGAGGAAUGUGAUGCUGGUAGGGCAACAAUGUAGGUAGAGGAAAUCUACUAAAGCAGCAUGACAUCAAUUCCAAUCGUGGAUCAAAGAAAGCCAAAACAAAAAAAAAAACACUUUAAAAUCUCGUCUCUUGAACUUGUGGAGAUUAAAAAGUGUUAUCCACUUGUACAUUUUGUUAGAGAAGUUUGGAGAAAGAAAUAAAAGGGAAGUCAAAGUAGCUUUAACAGAAUACAUGACAAGAAUUUUUCUGGGUAAACUGGAUAAGAUUAAAAGACUAGAUUCACCCACUAUUUUAAUUAUGGUGAUCUAGGCACACAAUUGGAAACAUUAAGUUCACUAACAUCAAACAGCUAGUGACUUGGAGAAAAUCUAAAAACUUUUAAGGCCACAAACCACUAGAUCAUUGCUUCACAGACUCAGGGCUUCAUCAUGUCAAAAAAUGCAGUUGCAGGGUGCUACAGACCUGGAGUUUUGCCUUGAAGCUGCUGUUCACUGCUGCUGGAUUAGUGGUAUCAGGAUGUUUGCUGGAGAUUUUAAUGUGUUUGGGGAUGAAAUACAUGCUGAAGAUGUAGUCCUGGGUAGGCUCUUCCUUGCUGCUGCACUCCUGUUGCUGGACUAAUACUGGAACAAGAAAUCUGGAAUUUAUGUGGAAUUUAUGUUCCAUUGUGUGCUGAAUGUGAGACAAAUUUUUUUGUUCUUGAUUGCACAGUGAAUUGAAGACAAAAUUUUUUGUCCUUAA